AUGGACGACGAUGAUUUAGCCCACGACCGCGUGCGGCAGAUCCUGCGCGCGCGCGGCUACGUUUUCUGCGACGAUGGCCGGCCCGCCGACACCGCCGAGCAUGCCGCGGUGAUGAGCGCCCGGAGGGCGGAGGCAGAUGCCCUUGAGGAGCUGCUCGGCGAGUCCGUUGGAGCGUCGAGCACCGAUCAUGAGGCCCAGGGGAUUGGGAACACGCUCGAUGGGAGUUACGAGUUCUGGAGCAGCCGCGGAUCGGGGUGGAAUGAGGCGGAGGAGGCGGUGGAGUGGCUGGCGUACCGGCUGAAGUACCCUGCGUGCGUGGUGCGGUGCGUGGAGGUGUCAGUGUACAGAGCUCACUACCAGUUUGGUCUUCCGCUGUACCCCCCGAGCCACUUGGCUGUGGACGUGGGCCCCAGUCCAGAGACGCUGCACCGCGUCAGCCAGGUCUACCAGGUGCGGUCAGAGGAGCACGCACAAGUAUUUCAUGUGCCCCCAACGGCGGCUGUUGGAGGGUACCUGAGGCUGCACCUGAAGGGCAAGCCGCAGAUGCAGCUGGCCGACGGCAGGUAUUACGUGGCCAUUAGACAGGUCAGGGCAUUUGGGCUGCCAGUGCCCGAGCACGUCCUGAAUGGCAUCUCGGGACUGCUGCACUCGCACAGGCUGUGCCUUGGGUCAGGCUCAUACCUCCCGGCCACGGGCCUCUGCCACGCCACGCCGCCCCACUCCCGCACCGUCCUGCAGCGCAUCGCUGCACUCUGCCGCCGCCACCGCCACGACGAGCCGACGACCGCAGCAGACGAAUCCACCACGGCGGAAGACGAAUCGAUGACGUCAGCAGACGAACCGACAACGUCGGCAGACGAACCGACGAACCGCAGGCGGCGGCCUCGACGACACGCAACGGACUUCCGGCCUUUUGAACCGGCGCCGGUAAAGCGGUCCGGAAAUGAACCGAGUCAAACUGCGAUCGUCCGGACGUCUUCCGGGGUGGCUGCCCAAAUGAUGGCGGUUCCCGGGUGCCGGUUGCCGGUUGCACUUUUCCGGGAAGAGGCGCCCGGGCCAGAGUGGGAGGUGCACGAUUUCGCUGAGCAGUGGGGGGAGUGCGUGUAG
Messenger RNA from Ostreobium quekettii, 1107 nucleotides. NCBI's taxonomy places the organism in Eukaryota, Viridiplantae, Chlorophyta, Ulvophyceae, Bryopsidales, Ostreobiaceae. The record is from the annotation of a GenBank genome assembly.